Trichoderma atroviride IMI 206040 is the source of this 1551-nucleotide messenger RNA. RefSeq lists its product as uncharacterized. The record is from RefSeq and is a predicted model, not a curated record. Gene Ontology annotation, cellular component: Golgi membrane; intracellular membrane-bounded organelle. Lineage: Eukaryota; Fungi; Ascomycota; Sordariomycetes; Hypocreales; Hypocreaceae. Gene Ontology annotation, biological process: pyrimidine nucleotide-sugar transmembrane transport. Gene Ontology annotation, molecular function: pyrimidine nucleotide-sugar transmembrane transporter activity.
CUCAAAGCCGCUCUUUUUCAACUCCAAUCCAUCCGAACGAUCUCGGGUCCCUGCGCGACGAAGUCUUUGUUACUCGAGAAACCACAUCAGCCAAGAUGGCGGUUUCCCGAGGCACCGUGCCAUUUCUCGUGGCCAUGAUGCUGCUGACUGGCGUCUGCAAUACGCUGGUCACCAAAUACCAGGACAAGCAAUGCGUUCGCAACUGUGAUGACGAGGAUCCCGCCCAUCGAAUGUACUUCAACCAACCCGUGAUUCAGACCGCACAGAUGUUUGUCGGCGAAAUGGGCUGCUGGCUGGUGGUUGCUCUCACGGCAGCGUAUCGCCGCGUCGCAUCAAAGCGAUCUCCCGCCGAGAAUGGCUACCAAACCAUCGGCUCCAGCCAGCCCAAUGGCGCUGACGACGAGACCCCUGAAGAAGACCAGCCAUCCGUGCUGCGCGGCUAUCGAAUCUUGCUUCUGGCCCUGCCAGCCAUCUGCGACAUCUGCGGCACUACCCUGAUGAACAUUGGUCUACUUCUUGUUGCGGCGUCCAUCUACCAGAUGACCCGAGGCGCACUAGUUCUCUUCGUGGGUCUGUUUAGCGUAAUAUUCCUGCGGAGGACGCUGCAUCUAUUCCAGUGGAUCUCCUUGGUGGGCGUGGUCCUGGGCGUGGCCGUUGUUGGACUUGCAGGUGCCAUCUGGCCCGACGUCAAGGCAAACCUCAUCUCCAGAGGCCUGUCUGUCAUCACGGACUCUCCCGAUGGACUAUCCGAUGUUUCCAAGGCCGUGAUUGGCGUUACGCUGAUUGCGGGAGCCCAAAUCUUCACUGCCACCCAAUUUGUCUUGGAGGAGUAUUUGCUCGAGCGCUCUCCCAUCGAUCCCCUCCGGGUCGUUGGCUGGGAGGGCAUCUUUGGCUUCGUCGUCACUGUCGUGGUUAUGCUUGUUCUGCACUUGGCCAUUGGUCGGACUGAGGCUGGCCGCUAUGGCUACUUUGAUGCCGCUGAGGGACUCCGUCAAAUGUGCAAUGACAGGGCACUGCUCAUCUCCAGUGUCAUAAUCAUGAUUAGCAUUGGUGGCUUCAACUUUUUCGGAUUGUCCGUCACUCGCACCGUCAGCGCGACCUCUCGGUCUACCAUUGACACUUGCAGGACACUCUUUAUCUGGGUAGUUUCUCUUGGUCUGAGAUGGGAGUCAUUCAAGUGGCUACAGAUUGUUGGAUUCGCGCUGUUGGUGUACUCGACAUUUUUGUUCAACGGCAUCGUCCAACCACCUCUUGAGUUCUUGCGAGUUGAUGAAGAAACCGAGGAACUUCUCCCCGAGGAGCCAAUUGAACACCAGUAAAUUGCUAGACACGCUUCCGGCGACCUUUGCAUAUCCUACUCUAACCAAGGUCGAUCUUUUUUUGAUUUUCGUUUAAUCUUUGGUCUUUGGUCUUUGGUCAAGUCUGAUGGGAUUCGGGCGUACUGGUGGGUGCCUGGCUAGCUUGGGAUAAUUUUCAUUCAACAUACAACAUUACACAUUACAUGUAGGCAAUUUGAAAUGGGAGUGCAAGUAAUAAUUCACGCUUUAUCUA